Gossypium arboreum is the source of this 2212-nucleotide messenger RNA. Its product is annotated as AT-hook motif nuclear-localized protein 28-like. The coding region runs from base 223 to 1086 and encodes 287 amino acids. NCBI's taxonomy places the organism in Eukaryota, Viridiplantae, Streptophyta, Magnoliopsida, Malvales, Malvaceae. Gene Ontology annotation, cellular component: nucleus. The transcript has a single exon. Gene Ontology annotation, molecular function: DNA-binding transcription factor activity; minor groove of adenine-thymine-rich DNA binding. The record is from RefSeq and is a predicted model, not a curated record.
CAAAUUUCAUGUUUGGCCCUACUUUACAAAGUGUUUUACUUGGUUUAAAAGUUCCCCCAGGCCCCUAUUAUUCUAAGCUAUACCACUAUUCUCUUUAUUUCUUCUCAUUCUUAUGCUCUCCCAUUGUUUCUUUCUUCACCAAUUGCCAUUCAUCUCCAAAGAAAUUUAUUAUUUUAACCAGAGAGGGAAAAAAAACAAUUUGGAGCCAUUUAAUUUAAAAAAAUGAAAGGUGAAUUUGUAGAACCCCAAAAUGAAGGUGAAAACCCCAAUAAUAAUAUGUUUUCAAAGCUUCACCACCCUUUUUCUCAUCACUUUCAACUCAGUCAUGAUUCCGAUGACACCCCCACUCCCAAACGCCCUACCCGUGGCACUGGCGGCGGAGGAAGCGAUGGAGCUAGCAUUGAAGUCAGCCGUAGACCUAGGGGUCGUCCUCCUGGUUCCAAAAACAAGCCCAAGCCACAACUUGUCGUCACUCCUGAUCCUCACCCUCCCAUGAAUCCUUACAUUCUCGAAAUACCUAGUGGGAACGACGUCGUUGAAGCUCUUUCCCGUUUCUCUCGUCUCAAAAACAUUGGACUGUGUGUUUUAACGGGAUCCGGCGCCGUUUCAGAUGUUACUCUUCGUCAACCUACGACUACUACUCCAUCUCCAGCUACUGUUACUUUAUAUGGCAGAUUCGAUAUCUUAUCCCUCUCCGCAACGUUCUUACCCCAAACGACGUUGUGUCACGUGCCUAACACGUUCUCCAUCUCUUUAGCCGGUCCUCAAGGGCAGAUCGUCGGAGGUUUCGUAGCCGGUUCGUUGGUUGCGGCUGCCACUGUGUUUAUAGUAGCUGCCACGGUUAACAACCCUUCCUAUCAUCGUUUACCAGGAGAAGACGACGAAACAAGAAACACGGUGUCAUCUAGUGGUGGUGAUGAUGGUGGUAAAGGACAGUCGCCGUCGUCUGGUGGUGGUGGAGAUGGAAGCCGCGGUGGUGGGGCUGAUUCUUGUGGUGUUUCAAUGUAUAGUUGUCACAUGGGUAGUGGUUCGGAUGUGAUUUGGGCCCCUACUGCAAGACCACCACCGCCUCCACCGCCUUAUUAAUGAGUUCAAAGUUUUUGGCUUUUUCAGCUUUUCUUUUUCAAAAAAAAAAAAGGAAAUUUAAAGUUUUGUUCACUUUGAAGCACUGUGAAUCAAUGGAACUUAGGGUAUCCUUUUUUUUUUCUGUUCUUUCCAUUUUGGGUAAUGUAGUGUUCUGUUUCAUGAACAUAUUAUUAUCAUUGCUUACCUUUCUUUAAAUUUUAAUCUGGAAUUAUUAGAUAAUCAAUGGAAAAUUGGUUUCUUCACAUACAGUUUUCAUUAUAGUGUAAUAUCGAUCUGAAUAUUUUGAAGUUAAUUUGACUUCAAUAGAAAAUUAUAUUUAAAGAUAAAUUAAAUAUAGUAAUUUAAUUGAAUUAUAAUAAUGUUUAUUUUUAAAAUUUGUAUAUGCAAUAUUUUUUGUUUAUUUUACCAAAUAUGUUAAAAUUUUAUCUAUUCAAUUUUUAUACAUUUAUUUUUAAUAAAAAUUUUUUUACAUGAAUUUCUAGUUACUUUUAUCUAAUUUAUCCUUUAUUAAAAUACUAAUUAUUUACAUGAAAAUAAAAAAUUCACAGACCAUCAAUUUUGUUCUUUUUUUUCAAAAUUUAUAAUUAUUGUUAUUUGUUACUUUAUUCUUGAGAAAUGUGUUAAAAGAAGAGAAAAAUGUAGAAGCAUAGCAGAGAGGAGAAGAGAGGGCUAAAAAGCAAAGAGUGGGGGUUAGCUUUAGCCAUUGAUUGAGUCUGGAAACUUGUGAUACGUCAAUAUCAAAACUUUCUUCUUUUCUGUUUCUAAAACUGGGUUUAUUUUAAGUCUAGAAAAUCUCAUUCACUACAUUACAAAUGCAUCAGAUUCAUUUGCUUAAGAAUAUAUAUAUAGGGGGAUUGGAAGCUGAGAGCGUAUCAGACUUGUUUUUGCUUCGGAGUUUGAAACUGAUUAAACAUAUCUCUGCAAACUCACUGCUGCUGAAAGCUAAUAAUGCAUGCUACUGCUACUGCUACUGCUACUGCUACUGCCGCUGCUGCUGAUUCCAUUCUUGCUUUUAACUUUGCUUCUUCAUUGCAUGAAUAUGAACAGACAAGGGUGAGUUUUAUUUGGUUUCCCUCAUUUUUUUAAUUAUUUAUUAUAAUUCCAUUUAGUUUUGUUGAUAUAAAGA